Molecule: messenger RNA, 1506 nt
Organism: Macrosteles quadrilineatus (aster leafhopper)
Lineage: Eukaryota; Metazoa; Arthropoda; Insecta; Hemiptera; Cicadellidae
Gene: Ctu2
Product: cytoplasmic tRNA 2-thiolation protein 2-B
Exons: 9
Coding region: 172-1506 (444 amino acids)
Biological process (GO): tRNA wobble position uridine thiolation
Cellular component (GO): cytosol
Molecular function (GO): sulfurtransferase activity; tRNA binding
Source: RefSeq, a predicted model, not a curated record
GAAAACGUUGCUUUAGAUAGGUUAUGUUGAGUCAAGAUGUAUUGAGUAACUAACUCAUAACCUCCAUUUCUCGUUUUGCAUUUUUAUUUUAUAAUAAAUAAUUUACUUUCAAAACCAAAAGUUGAAUUAGUGUAUUGUAGUAAGCUAUUAACAGCUUACAUUUAAGUGACGAUGUGUAGCAAUACAGAAAUAGAAGAUGGGGCCAUGCUGAUGGAAGCUUUGGAUAAAUUUGAUUUAACUGGCUCUCUUUGCAAGAAGUGCGGGAAUGAAAACAAACCACAAAUCGUUUUAAGAAAGAAGGAUGCUUAUUGCAAAUCAUGUUUCUUGACCUCUGUCAAACAUAAAUUUCGAGCAUGCCUUGGAAAAUCAAAGAAGAUGAAACCUGGUGAUAAAGUUCUUGUUGCUUUCUCGGGUAGCAGCAAUUCAGUUGCAAUGCUUCAUCUCAUUCAGUCAGGGUUACAAGAAACCUCUCACAAGAGAUUAAUGUUUCACCCUACAAUAGUGUACAUUGAUGAAUACUCUGCAUUGAAUUUGUCAGAGGAAGAAAGCAAAACAAUCAAAGAAGAUAUUCAACGGACCUGGGGACUGUACGAGUAUCCAAAACACAUAGUGCCAUUGCAUUUAUCCAUAGAAGAAGAAGAGACUGUUAAUGCGUUUCUCACAAAAGGCACCUCAACUGAUAAAACUAAGUUCAUAAAUAUGUUCACAAGCUUGCCAGAAAACACUUCAAAAAUUGAUAUGCUCAAUAAACUGAGGAGCAACUUGUUGGCCCAGAUAGCCAGGCUACUUGGGUGCAAUAAAAUAUUCACUGCGGAAACGGCUAAUGAUUUGGCAGUCAAACUUAUCACUAACGUAUCUCUAGGUAGGGGAGCUCAGCUGCCGUAUGACGUGGGUUUCUCGGAUGAUAGGUAUGCAGAAGUCAAGGUGAUCCGUCCAAUGCGAGAUUUGUCAAAGAAAGAACUUGUGUUCUACAAUGUAUUUCAUGACUUGAUUCCUGCACAUGUGCCUUCUUUGUUAACCAAGGCCGAGCCACAUUCAAGUAUUCACAGGCUGACGGAGUCAUUCCUCACAGACUUACAGGACGGGUUCCCAAGUACGCUCUCAACAGUUUUUCGAGUUGCUGAUAAGCUCACUACAAACCCAGAGGACAAAAUCAUUUGUCCGCUAUGCCAGGCACCAGUAGACACUGAUAAAGUACCUUCUUCUUCCCUUAGUGCUACACAAUUCUCAAGGAUUGUUUCUCAUGCAGGACCAAGUAAACUUGAUGCAUCUAGUUUGGAGGCCACUUGUAAUUUAGGUUCAGAACAGUGUUGCAAUGGUGGAGGGGACCAGUCAUGUAGGAACAAAGCCUCUGAACCUUCGCUGCAAAACCUGCUUUGUUACGGUUGCAACCUGAUUGUCAGAAACGCUGAUGUGGCUAAAUUUCCGAAUGAAGUAAAGAGGAGUUUACAAGAGGCUAGCCAAAGGUUUCAAAUGAGAAAAGAAAUCGAACAUUUUCUACUGUGA